Calliphora vicina (urban bluebottle blowfly) is the source of this 2410-nucleotide messenger RNA. Its product is annotated as UNC93-like protein MFSD11. The transcript is spliced from 5 exons. Lineage: Eukaryota; Metazoa; Arthropoda; Insecta; Diptera; Calliphoridae. The coding region runs from base 142 to 1485 and encodes 447 amino acids. The record is from RefSeq and is a predicted model, not a curated record.
UAAUAAAUAUAUAGUAAAUAACAAAAAUAAACAUCAAUUAAAUAGAUACAUACAUACCUAACAAAACAGAAACAUUGUAAAUUACGUUGAAUAUUUGAUAAUCAAUUAGUGUAGUGGGUGACAUUUAUUAUUGCCUUCAGCAUGGAUAUAAAAUUUGUAAAUGUGCUCAUUUUGGGCUUCGGUUUCAUGUUUGUCUUCACCUCUUUCCAAACAAUGGGUAAUAUCGAGAAAACAUUGUUAGUGAGUAUCAACAAAGAUGAUCCCAGCUUCAAAGGCGAUGGUUACAUUAGUUUGGCCGUGAUUUAUGCCUCAUUUGCUUUGUGCAAUUGGUUCGCGCCCUCCUUUAUAGCAUUUACAGGACCACGCACCGCCAUGCUAGUGGGAGCAUUAACCUAUACAUUCUUCAUGGUAACAUUUCUGUUUCCCACCACCUGGCUGCUAUAUGUCUCGAGUGCUUUAUUGGGCGCGGGUGCCGCCAUUACUUGGACUGGCCAGGGCACAUUUUUGGCACGCUGCAGUGAUUCGGGCAAUAUAUCACGUAAUUCGGGCAUUUUUUGGGCAUUACUACAGUGCAGCAUGUUCUUUGGCAAUCUGUUUGUCUACUAUCAAUUCCAAAAUAAGGAUCAUAUUGACGAACAAACUCGCAGUUUGGUUAUUGGUGUACUAAUUGGUGUGGCCGUUUUGGGUGUGAUAUUUUUGGCCACAUUGCGUUCAGUGCCGGACAAUUCGCAUAUGGAUACGGAAUUACAACAGCCACAAUCGCCUUAUGAUCGUUCGAAGGUGGCUUUAGUAUCGGCUGGUAAAUUGUUUUUCACUCGAGACAUGCUGCUGUUGAGUAUGGCGUUUUUGUAUACGGGUUUUGAACUGUCAUUCUUUAGCGGUGUUUACGGACCUUCAAUUGGUUUCACUCAAAAAAUAUCGGAUACACCCAAAGAAAUCAUGGGAUUGGCUGGUAUUUGCAUAGGUGUAGGCGAGGUCUUCGGAGGCAGUCUUUUUGGCAUUUUGGCCUCGAAAACAACACGUUACGGACGUGAUCCCAUCGUUAUUGUCGGCUAUAUCAUACACAUGAUUGCUUUUCUAUUGAUUUUCCUAAAUUUACCGGAUGCUGCUCCAUUCAAUGACACCGAUGAUAUCUCUUACUUUGAUCCACCUCAAGUAUGGAUUGCUUUAGUGUGUGCCUUGUUGCUGGGUUUUGGUGAUGCCUGUUUUAAUACCCAGAUAUAUUCAAUGUUGGGUGGUGUAUUUGUUAAGAAUUCAGUAGGAGCAUUUGCUUUGUUUAAAUUUACCCAGUCGGUGGCCGCUGCCAUAAGUUUCUUUUAUUCGUCGCAUUUGGGUUUAAGAGCUCAAUUGGGUAUUUUGGUCGUUACAGGCACUAUAGGAGCUGCCUGCUUUUGUAUUGUGGAAUGGCGUGCUAAGAGACGGGCCCGUGAAGAGUCACAAGAUGUUUCAGAGGUUUCUGAAUCGAUUUCCGAUUAUCAUAAAUAAAAAAUCAAAAUUUUUAACUAACUACUAUAUGGACUUUAAAAAUUCCACCUACAAAUAUGAUGAGUUGCUGAGAGUUGAAACAUUCCAACAUGUUUUUUGUAUGUGUGUGCAAUAUUUUUUUUUUAUACAUAUAAAUAUUAAUAUUUUCAAACGACAUUUGUAUAAUAGAACAAGAAACAAAGAGGAAAUUGUGUCAAUUUGCAGAUAGUAAUUGUUGCUGUCGUUGAAAAAAAAAAUAAAUAAAAAUAGCAACGAACGAAAAGUUAUGAAAAUUAAAUGAAAUCAUAGAAAUUGUUCCUUUUUUUACAAUUAUUGUUUUGUUAAAGUUUUUUCUCUAAAUAGUCUUCCGAGACAAUAAUUAGUACAUUUAAUGCCAAGAAAUAUAUAAUUAAAAACAAAAUAAUAAUAAACAAUAUAAUGAAAUUACAAAAACAAAUAUUUACAAAAUACAUACAGUAAUAAAUAGCGAUAAAUAUACAUAAACAUUUACAUACAUACAUACCUAUUAUGUAUUUUGUUGUAUACAUACUUAAUUAUAAUUUUUUUAUUAAACAAAAAUCUUAUUUUGAAUUUGCUUAUUUUGGACAUUUUUUUAUACAAACAAAAAUAUUUAUAAUACAUAUAAAUAUAAAUAUAUACAUAUAACAUUUACAUAAAUACAUAUACAUACAUAUAUUUUUAGUGAAUUGAAUUAAUUUUUAUUUUAUUUGUACGAUUGUAUUAAAAAUUGUUGAAAAAAAAAUUAUAAAUGUAUAAUAAUUGUUGUAUUCCUUUUAGGUAUAAGUUUAAAAAUAUAUAUAUUUAUAUUAUUAUUAUUAUUACGAUUAUUAUUGAUGUGGUAAUUCAAAAUUACAAAACAAAAUGAAAAUUUAUUAUAAAUAAAGACCUGAAUUGAAAAAUUAUUGAAUAUUCGAGUAAAAGAAAA